AUGGCAUCAUCAACACCCUGGUUCCACCAUGGAGCAAUGGCUAAAGUUUUCAAGCUUGGUGAGGUUGUCACACUGCGCCGCCCACAGGAGUCUAAAUGGAAGGUAGACAAGAUUAUCAAUGAGCAUGAACAGCAAAUGGAGAAGGCUUACACCACCGAAAUGGCGGUAUCUUAUGCUUCGAUCAAAUUUGCCUGCCACAAAGUCACCGAUCCAAAGACCAUUGGGAUGAUGCGAAUUUACAUGCAGAUCCCCAGCUAUGAAACAGACCGAGAGAAAGCAGAGACGCGAGCAAAGGAAGCCAUGCCUGACUUCAUUCAUAAGGAGCUCAAAGCGUACAAGAUGCUUAGUGAACAUCCAAAUGCAACGAGGUUCACUCCUCGCCUUCUUGGUUGGAAGGAAACCAUACAGAAGGAGGAAGAUGAUUGGCCUGUCCCGGGCGGAUUCCUCACAGGCUUUGUCUGGGAGUUGGUCUCUGGCCAGCGUCUAUGGAACUACGAUGAAGAUAUGAAAUGGUUUCAUGAAGAGACAGACCUCCCAGAGCGAAACCUCAUCAGGAAGCAGUUUAAGGAAAGCUACAUAUAUUGGGUUGGAUUUGCAGACUGGAACCCUGCGACGCACGAGCCCUGGACCGAUGUGUGGUAUCAAAUUUUUCGACUUGUUCAGGUCCCUCGGGAUGACCAAACCCGUUUAUACGAAUGGGAUGGAAGAACUGAUAGGUGGUGCUGGUAG
Molecule: messenger RNA, 729 nt
Organism: Penicillium pulvis
Lineage: Eukaryota; Fungi; Ascomycota; Eurotiomycetes; Eurotiales; Aspergillaceae
Exons: 2
Coding region: 1-729 (242 amino acids)
Source: RefSeq, a predicted model, not a curated record